CGCCGGGGACGCUACUGCGCAUGUUCGCUCAGGGACGGCAAAGCCGCAAAUCGUCCCGGGAGGGGCUCGGCGCGGAGUGACCCUGUCCCCGGCCCGUAGCCGUGGCUGGUUAGUGACACUGACGCGUCUUUGACCCGACCCGACCCGGUCCCGCCCGAGAGACUCGGCCCCGCAGCGAGGGAGGUUGGACGCGCCCGGGUCAGCGCCAUGUGGGCCGCCGCCGCCGCCGCCGGCAGAGCUACUAAGAUGUUGGAAAGGAAUUUUUCCUCAAUUCUAAGGCCAACUAAAGGAAUGGAUCUGAAGAUCAAGAGAGGUUUUUGCAGUAAAUCACAGGAGGGGAGCAAACAAAAGCCUGAAGUAGGGGGGCAUUCCACCUUCAAAGUGCCAGGACACAAGCCCUCAGACUGGGAAAAGAAGGUUCUGAUGUGGUCAGGUCGUUUCAAAAAAGUAGAUGAUAUACCAGAGACUGUCUCGUUUGAGUUGUUGGAUGCUGCUCGAAAUAAAUUGCGAGUGAAGAUCAGCUACCUGAUGAUUGCCCUGACAGUCCUGGGAUGCAUCGUGAUGGUCAUUGAAGGAAAGCGGGCUGUCGGAAGGCAUGAAUCUCUUGCAACCCAAAACAUGGAAAGAAAAGCUCGCUGGAGAGAGGACAUUGCUCAGAGUGCAUCUGCCAAACCCUAGGAUUGGGAGGAGACCUGGGGAGGAGGAUACAAAGCUUAUACUUUCUUCAUUGAUGAGAGAGGGGUAGAUUAUUCAUUGUUUGCUUUUACAUUAUGGUCCUCUGCUCUUAUGCUUUAGGAAAGACAAAUAAAUUAUUUUGUAGUAAUACUAAAAA
This is a messenger RNA of Mauremys reevesii (Reeves's turtle), 832 nucleotides long. RefSeq names its product family with sequence similarity 162 member A (gene FAM162A). Bases 208 to 678 code for a protein of 156 amino acids. NCBI's taxonomy places the organism in Eukaryota, Metazoa, Chordata, Testudines, Geoemydidae. The record is from RefSeq and is a predicted model, not a curated record. Gene Ontology annotation, biological process: neuron apoptotic process; cellular response to hypoxia; positive regulation of release of cytochrome c from mitochondria. The transcript has 5 exons. Gene Ontology annotation, cellular component: mitochondrion.